AUGUUGUUAUUAACGAGUAUUUAUUUGUACAUAAUUGCGGGAUUAUUUUUUUGGUAUUUGUGGUCGCGCCGUAAAUACUAUUGGCUAUCAUGGAAAAUGAAUUCAUUGCUUGGAUUACCAUUUCUUGGUGUUGCAUUAAAUGUGAAAAAUCAAGAAACUAUUUUACAAUUUAUUGAGGAUGCCCGUAAAAAAAUAAUUCCACGUUUUGGAAUUGUUUGGUUUGGUCCAGAACCUUUUUUUUAUGUUGGUGAGCCUGAAAUGAUGAAAAAAAUUUUCACCUCAUCAAAUUUUAUCAAUAAAGCAGAUUAUUAUAAAAUUGUUGGGAAGCAUUUUGGCGAAGGAUUAUUUUCAUCUGAAGUUCCAACUUGGAAUAAACAUCGUAAAUUAAUCGAACCAGCAUUUCAUAUUAAUAUAUUAAAAAGUUUUUUACCAAUUUUUAAUGAGCAAGCUGAUAUUCUAGUUAAAAAAUUAAAGCAAUAUUCUGGUAAUGAUAUGAAAGAAUUCAAUAUAGUACCUUUAUGUCAAUUAGCAACUUUGGAUAGCAGUUGUCAAACAACAAUGGGGAAAGUUAUGAAUUUUCAAUUGAAUCAAAACAUGGAUAUUUCAAAUUCUUAUAGCAACAUUUUGAGGUUAAUUACAAAAAGGAUGUUCAACCCACUUUACCAUUUUGAUUUUAUAUUUGAAUUAACUAAAUGGGGAAAAAUUUUACACGAAUCACAACAAUGCUUAAAAUUAUUCGUAACUAAGCUGGUUCAUCAAAAAUUGGAAGAACGUAAAUAUUCUAAAAUAGAAAAUUUCAGGGAAAAUAACAAUGAGUAUCGUGAAAUUGACUGUGAUCAAAAUGAAUUUUUAAAAUCUAAUAACAUAUUUAUUGAUCUUCUAAUUGAAUUCUAUAAAAGAAGAAUAUUUAAUUGGGAAGAUCUGGAAAAUGAAUCUAAUAUAAUGAUAUCUGCGGCUUAUGAAACAUCAGCGAAUACUGUAGCAUACACUAUAAUUUGUUUAGCAAUGUUUCCUGAAUAUCAAGAACGUUUAUUUCUUGAAUUAUUACAACAAUUUCCAGAAAAAAAUUUUAAUGUUUCUGCAGAUGAUUUAUCAAAAUUAUCUUAUUUAGAGAUGUGUAUUAACGAGAACAUGAGAUUAAUGGCACCAGUGCCUUUAGUAGGAAGAAAAGGUAUUGAAAAUUUUCCAAUACAAUCUGAAGGAAUUUGUUUACCGAAAGGAGUACAAAUUAUACUCGAUAUAUUUGGCAUGCAACGUGAAAAGGCGAUAUGGGGUGAAAAUGCACUUACAUAUUAUCCGGAUCAUUUUUUGCCAGAAAAUUUGAAAUCUAUCCACACAUUUGCAUUCUCACCAUUUACACGUGGAAUUCGUACUUGCAUUGGUUCUAAAUAUGCAAUGCUGUCAAUCAAAACAAUGUUGGCGAAAAUUCUAAGAAAUUACAGAUUUGAAACAGAUUACAAAUUAGAUGACAUACAAUUUGUAGAGGAUGUAACAUUAAAAAUGAAAAAAUAUCCCUUACUAAGAAUUUAUGAAAGAUAA
This is a messenger RNA of Condylostylus longicornis, 1539 nucleotides long. RefSeq names its product probable cytochrome P450 313a4. The coding region runs from base 1 to 1539 and encodes 512 amino acids. The transcript is spliced from 8 exons. Gene Ontology annotation, molecular function: iron ion binding; heme binding; monooxygenase activity. The record is from RefSeq and is a predicted model, not a curated record. NCBI's taxonomy places the organism in Eukaryota, Metazoa, Arthropoda, Insecta, Diptera, Dolichopodidae.